Messenger RNA from Erinaceus europaeus (western European hedgehog), 3323 nucleotides. It is a transcript of the gene TMCC3, whose product is annotated as transmembrane and coiled-coil domain family 3. The transcript is spliced from 4 exons. Lineage: Eukaryota; Metazoa; Chordata; Mammalia; Eulipotyphla; Erinaceidae. The coding region runs from base 298 to 1719 and encodes 473 amino acids. The record is from RefSeq and is a predicted model, not a curated record. Gene Ontology annotation, cellular component: endomembrane system.
GGGGGAAACGGGGCCCGGGUGGGAUGGAGCUUCUGCGGGGGCGGGGGGCGGGGGGCUGAGAGGUCGCACCUGGAGGGGGCGCGCGGGGGGCGCGCGGGGGGCGGAGACUCGCUCGCUCCCGCCCCGCCUCCCCCACGCGGCGGCGGAGUCGGCGGGCGGCGCAGCUCGGCGCGGCCGCUAGGGUGUCGGCCGCUGGGGUGUCUGUCGGCAGCUGCCGCGGCCCGCGCCGCCUUCUCGGCCGCGUCUUCCGGCCCGAGCCGCCCCGGCAGGCUGGAAAGUUGGGGUGCGGGCGCCGACAUGCCCGGCAGCGACACGGCGCUCACCGUGGACCGGACCUACUCCGACCCGGGCCGGCAGCAGCGCUGCAGGAACCGGGUGGAGCGUCAUGACAUGAAUACCCUCAGCCUGCCCCUGAACAUCCGCCGAGGCGGGUCAGACACCAACCUUAACUUCGACGUGCCCGAUGGCAUCCUGGACUUCCACAAGGCCAAGCUCAACACGGACAGCCUGAAGCAAAAAAUCCUCAAGGUGACGGAGCAGAUCAAGAUCGAGCAGACGUCCCGAGAUGGGAACGUGGCCGAAUACCUGAAGCUGGUCAACAGCGCGGACAAGCAGCAGGCUGGCCGCAUCAAGCAAGUCUUUGAGAAGAAGAACCAGAAGUCUGCCCACUCCAUCGCCCAGCUGCAGAAGAAGCUAGAGCACUACCACAGGAAGCUCAAGGAGAUCGAGCAGAAUGGGGCCGCCCGGAGCUCCAAGGACCUGAAGGACAUCCACCGCUCUCUGAGAGACGCCCAGGUGAAGUCGCGCACGGCCCCCCACAGCAUGGAGAGCAGCAAGUCGGGCGGCAUGCCGGGGGUGUCCCUCACCCCGCCCGUGUUCGUCUUCAAUAAGUCCAGGGAGUUCGCCAACUUGAUCCGUAACAAGUUCGGCAGCGCCGACAACAUCGCUCACUUGAAGAACUCCUUAGAGGAGUUCCGGCCCGAGGCUGGCGCCCGGGCCUACGGGGGCAGCGCCACCAUCGUGAACAAGCCCAAGUACGGCAGUGACGACGAGUGCUCGAGCGGGACGUCGGGCUCCGCGGACAGCAACGGGAACCAGUCCUUUGGGGCCGGCGGGCCCGGCCAGCUGCACAGCCAGGGGAAGCUCACCAUGGUCCUGGAGGAGCUGCGGGAGAUCAAGGAGACGCAGGCGCAGCUGGCAGAGGACAUCGAGGCGCUCAAGGUGCAGCUCAAGAGAGAGUAUGGCUUCAUCUCUCAGACCCUGCAGGAGGAGAGAUACAGGUACGAGCGGCUAGAGGACCAGCUGCACGACCUGACGGACCUGCACCAGCACGAGACGGCCAACCUGAAGCAGGCGCUGGCCAGCGUCGAGGAGAAGGUGGCCUACCAGGCCUACGAGAGGUCCCGGGACAUCCAGGAAGCCCUGGAAUCUUGCCAGACUCGCAUCUCCAAGCUGGAGCUCCACCAGCAGGAGCAGCAGGUUCUGCAGACAGACACGGUGAACGCCAAGGUCCUCCUGGGCAAGUGCAUCAACGUGGUCCUGGCCUUCAUGACCGUCGUCCUGGUGUGUGUGUCGACCAUCGCCAGGUUCGUCUCGCCCAUGAUGAAGAGCCGCUCCCACAUCCUGGGCACCUUCUUUGCUGUGACUCUCCUUGCCAUAUUCUGCAAAAACUGGGACCAUAUUGUGUGCGCCGUGGAACGGAUAAUCAUACCAAGAUGAAGCCGCGGGGGCCUGGCCUCAAGUCCUUUCAAGCUUUCAUUAUUUUUUUCCCAGAGAACUCUGUGCGUACAACCAAAUCUUGAAAAUGAACAUGUGUGCCAAUGGAAGGUGGCAAGGAGCACUGGGGCUGUGCUCGUAGAUACCCGCAGCUCUGUGAACCCCGUAGCAGCUGCCGGCUCAGUCCCCGUCCUUGGUUAAUGUGAAUCCUUUCCAAGCCCCCCACACUGCUCACUGCCUUAAUCAGACCAGACUUCCUGCCCACCUGUUUAGCCCAACAUGGUAAACCGUGGUCGCUGAGCACUUGGUCUAACUUGUGACCCAAAAGAGGGGACUGCUUCUUUUGAAACCUCCCUCUCCCUCAAGUCUGUAGAAGUUGACUUCACUGUUCCCAGGUGUGGCCUUUCUUUCCCCCCCUGUAAACAGCAGAAAAGGUGGCUCUCCUCGGGCGAAGGAGGAAGCACCUGCCAGUGGCCUGUGGGAGCCCAGUUAAAGCCCAGGCAGUCACCCCACUUGUCCACAGAUGCUCCCGGGGCCCCCUGUGUACCCAGUGUCCAUGUGGUCGGUCCUGUGUGACUUUCUGUAACAUGGAAACCAUAUAUCACACCUGUCUACCCACUAAGAGUCUGACUAGGUGUUGUGUCGCACUGUCUGCUGUAAGGCGGGCUUUUCCCUCUUAAUGUCCAGGGAGCCACACCUCUGACUUGUGAAAGUGGCCGCAGGCUAUCUGGCCUUCAGAGCCUGCAGAGAUGCCUCCAACCCCCAUGUCCGGCCGUGACUCUCCCCUGACUCUGGGGCCCAUAAACACUGCUCUGGUCGUGGCUUUCAGCAGCCUCGGCUCUGACAGCCCCCCCCCCCCCCCAGGACGUGGUUCAUUUUCUCUGUAGGCCCACAGGGCUCAGAGCACACUGCAGACACGUGCUGGGCGAGGCUCGCGCUGCUGGCUCAGGGUCAGCAGGGUCAAGGGCUGUAGCGCUCAGGUGCACUGAGGUGGGGGCCCAGGGACAGGAGGGAGGUAGGAUGCCGAGAGACCAGCCAGAAUGGGAGCCCAGAGGCGCUCACUGCAAACAGCUCCAGGGCUCACCCAGUAGCCACCCCCCCCCAGGUGAAAGCACCCAGAAGCCAACCUCUGUCACCAUUUGGGGUGGGGCCAGGGGGUUGCCCUUGGCUCUCUUCAAGCCCAGGCAAUAACUUUCAGUUAACUGCUUCUCUGUACAGACAGGAACAGGAAGAAACACCCAGGAGGUUUGAAUGGCGGUUGGGUGGCAACCCCCCACCGCAUGCACCCCCCGCCCCCCGUCUGAAGGCAGGAAGACACAGAGGAGUGCUCAUUCUCUCUCUCCCAGGGGCAUCCAGGCCGCCUGCACUGAAGUUGAGUGAGGUGUUUCUCAAGCAUUGACGGCGCGCAGUGGUCCGAGAGCGUGGAGCAGCCAGGGCGCGGGUGCAGCUCAGCGGGUGUGAGGGGCUCAGCGCUACACGGCCCAAGCUCCCUGCUUUUGUCUUUCUCAAGUUGACCGUUCAAUCCACUAGUCAACCCACUGUCACCACUGUUGAGUUUCAGGCGAAAGCUUUUCUUUUUUUAAACAAUAAACAUCAUUUCUUUAAAA